This is a messenger RNA of Fusarium graminearum PH-1, 567 nucleotides long. RefSeq lists its product as uncharacterized. NCBI's taxonomy places the organism in Eukaryota, Fungi, Ascomycota, Sordariomycetes, Hypocreales, Nectriaceae. The record is from RefSeq and is a predicted model, not a curated record. Bases 1 to 567 code for a protein of 188 amino acids. The transcript has 7 exons.
AUGGAUGAAGAAAUCGAAGCUUUAAUCGAGGCGAUGCGCAAGCAAAAGCAGGAUUACUUCCUUCCUCCAGAGUGGGAUGGAAAAGUGGUCUUUCUGAAGAAUACCAAGUCUGGAACGCGCCUGGAUCUUUUUGCAGGUGGCAGAGCUAACGGUACACCGAUAAAUGGCUGGCAAUCGAACGGAUCUACAGCAAAGCAGUGGAAGCUUGAAAAACGUGGGAAUUCAAUAUGGAAUUCUUGGGCAUUUCAAAACGUUGCCUCCGGUUUAUACCUGACUCUUUGGGAUGAUUCGCCACAAAAUGGUACUAAAGUUGUAGGCUGGGAACGAGCGAUUGCGAAAGAAACAAGCGGACUGUUUACUAUUCAAUCAUCGAUCGGCAGAUGCAAUUUCCCAGAUCUCCACCUGGGUUUGCAGGAGAAUGGGACCCGAGUUCAAGGCUGGCAACGUGAAGAACUGAUGGGGAAUCAAGUGUGGAUGAUUGAGGAUGCUACGGUUGACAUCAGUUCUGAAGUCGCUGAUGGGAUCUGCUUUAUGAAUGGCCAUUGGACUGGCAAGGCAACAUUUUAG